AAAGAAAAGGACUCCACAAGGGCAAAAGUGAACCCAUGAUUCCAUGAAUACGUUGACAAGAGGUUGAGUCGACGACAACGAAGGCGCCAACUACCAUUUUUCAAAUUACUUAGCUUUAUCACUCCAUACUCUUUCUUGCUUUCCACAAAUUUUCUUCCUUGUCAUUUCUCACUAGUACAAAUUUUCUUUCUUGUUUUUCUCCUUCUUCUCGAAUAAUUUCAAUCGAAAACCCUAGAAAUUUCUCAGUGCCCAAAAAUGGGCGAAAAUUCGCAACAAAUCGAUAUAAAGCAGCUACUUUCUUACUGCGACGACCUCGUUGGAGUUCUUAGAGAUAAUAGAACUUUUGAUGUAUUAACUCAAUGUGUUGAGCAAUCUAAAUCCAUCCAAUCUUUUUCUGAUUCUGAUUUCAACACUACCCAGAUCUCAAUUUCAGAUUAUCAGAAAAAGAUAGAUGAUUGCAAGCAUAAAAUAGAAGUGGCACGAUCUGAAGUAGUUUCCAGUGAAGAAAUAGACCGCCUUCAGGAAGAGCUCAAGGAGGAACUCAAAAAAGAGCGUUUGCUUCGAGAGGAUCUUAGAGAAAUCGUUGACAAGAUUAAUGACCUAGAUCAUCAGCGGUAUUCAAUAGAGGAACAGAGUCAGAGGCUGAAAAAACUUGAAGAAGAACAAGAGAAAGAACAGAGGAAACUUUCUUUUUAUGCAUCUGUCACAAAGACUAUUCCAAAUCUGGAGAGUAAAUCAAAAAUCUCUGGACAUAUUGUGGAGCGUGAUAAGAAGGCAGUGCAGAAGUUCGAAUUCGAUCCACUGCAGGAAGAUGCCUUUGACAUAUGCAACAAGACUUGGAAGAUGAUAAAUCAAUAACUCGGUUGGUAGCAUUCCUCCAUGCAACAUGUUAUAUCCAUCUAAUGUAUGAUUGUAUCAUUUUGCAAUUCAUUUAUUUUCUUGCAGUGAGACUAGCUUUCCUGUAAAGUUUGCAAUUCAGAGCUUGCUUAUUAGUUCUUAGUUUGGAUCUUAGGUGUAUUGUAAUUAUAUGCUUUUGAAUGGAGAUUAAUUGAUCAAAAGUACUUGUCAAGGCCGCAA
Messenger RNA from Beta vulgaris subsp. vulgaris (sugar beet), 1077 nucleotides. RefSeq lists its product as hypothetical. Lineage: Eukaryota; Viridiplantae; Streptophyta; Magnoliopsida; Caryophyllales; Amaranthaceae. Gene Ontology annotation, biological process: regulation of chromosome segregation. Bases 256 to 858 code for a protein of 200 amino acids. The transcript has 5 exons. The record is from RefSeq and is a predicted model, not a curated record.